AGUCAGGGCUAUGGAUUUAGGGUCAGAACUACUACUGAAUUCAGCUGCUGCUUUUGUCAUUGUGUGACACAGGUGGGUCACUUCUUCCCAGUCUGGGUUUCUAGGCUGAAAAACGGGCAUCUUAUCUCCUGUGAGGGUGUUAGGUUAAAUGAAAGGUCUGUGCUGGCUCCACAGGUGGCAGCUGGCCUGUGGGCAGCCUCCCCAGAACAUACACAGUUGGCUGGACUCCACAGUGCCCCUCUCAUCUGAGGAGGAACCCAGAGCGGCGUUGGGGUACCUGAGCCCAGGAAAGCAAGCAGGCCGGCCGGGACCGCGAGUGCCUGGCGGAGUGGCAGGCGCAGCCCAGGACUCCGGCUCCCACCUCCUGCUUCAAGGGCCAAGGCUUGUGUUCAAUCGAGUGAAUGGCCGGCGGCCCCUUGCCACAUCCCCAUCCCUCGAGGGGACCCAGGAGACCUACACACUGGCCCACGAAGAGAACGUCCGCUUUGUGUCCGAAGCCUGGCAGCAGGUGGAGCAACAGUUGGAUGGUGGCCCAGCCGGUGAGAGUGGGCCAAAGCCUGUGCAAUAUGUGGAGAGGACCCCCGAUCCCCGGCUGCAGAAUUUUGUGCCCAUCGACCUGGACGAGUGGUGGGCACAGCAGUUCCUGGCUAGAAUUACCAACUGUUCAUAGUGGCUGCCUAAGAAUGAAUGCUGCCAUGGAGGACCAUUUGCCAGAAGAGGACUAUGGUUCCCUAUCCACCAUGUGGCCUGGCUGGGUGCCAGCCAUACCUGAAGUGCCAGCAUUUGGACUUUUGCACCUGUUGUUCCCUUUGGGUCAGCUGUUUCAAGCUGCCAUGGGCCAGGGGCCAAACCUGUCUGACCUCAAUCCUGUACCCAGGGACCAGCCCCUGGGGCUGGCAGGGAAGAGCUCCAGGCUAAUAAAGUUGAGAAACUGCC
Octodon degus (degu) is the source of this 936-nucleotide messenger RNA. RefSeq names its product MAPK regulated corepressor interacting protein 2 (gene Mcrip2). Lineage: Eukaryota; Metazoa; Chordata; Mammalia; Rodentia; Octodontidae. The record is from RefSeq and is a predicted model, not a curated record. The transcript has 5 exons. The coding region runs from base 149 to 670 and encodes 173 amino acids.